AUGACGGGACAGACCGAUGUGGAUAUACCCGAAACAGGAGCCCUCUUCACAUUUGGAAAGAGCAGCUUUGCAAACAACGUGCCCGGUAUAUUCUGGGUGAAGAAUGACCACCCAGUGCAUAUAUCCUGUGGCUCUGAGCAUACUGCUGUUAUCACAGGAAAUGGGAGGCUGCUCAUGUUUGGUGCUAAUACCUGGGGCCAACUCGGGCUGGGAUUCAAGCCAGCUGCCAGUAAACCUGCCUCUGUGAAAGCCUUAAAGUCUGAGAAGGUGAAGCUUGUAGCUUGUGGGAGAGAUCACACAAUUGUCUGCACAUGGCAGGGUAGUGUGUAUGGUGCUGGCAGAAACCAGGAGGGGCAGCUUGGUUUGGGCCACUGCAACAACACUACAUCCUUUCACCUGCUACAUCCCUUCUGUGACCAUGCACCAAUCAGCAUGCUUUCUGCAGGGUGCAACACCUCCGCUGCCUUAACAGAGGAUGGGAGGCUGUUCAUGUGGGGAGACAACUCUGUGGGUCAGAUUGGUUUAGGGGACGAGGGAUUUGCAGCAGAACCCAGAGAGGUGAAUGUUGGAGAAGCGGUGAUAUGGGUCUCCUGUGGGUACCACCACUCAGCAUUUGUUACAGUGGAUGGAGAUCUCUACACGUUUGGUGAGAGUGCAAAUGGUCGGCUUGGUCUCCAGGCAGAGCAGCUUGCCAACCACAGAGUCCCUCAGCGGGUGCAAGGGAUUCUGGGUCGUGUCACCCAGGUGUCCUGUGGAGGGGAGCACACUGUGGCACUUACAGAGGAGAACGUGUACACAUUUGGCAGGGGUCAGCACGGUCAGCUGGGCCAUGGGACAUUUCUGUUUGAAGUUGAUUUGCCAAAACCGCUGGAGCACUUUUCUAACAGCAGCAUCAGACACAUCGUCUGUGGAGAAAACCACACUGUUGUGAUAACAAACAGUGGGCUGCUCUACACGUUUGGUGAUGGUCGUCAUGGGAAACUGGGGUUAGGGGAGGAGAACUUCAUCAACCAGUUCAGCCCAACACUUAACACACGGUUUCUCAAGUACAAAGUUCAGUUAGUGUCCUGUGGAAGUAACCACAUGCUGGUCCUGGCUGAACCUAGACCACCAGAGAGCCCAGACGUGGUGCCAGAGAAGGAUAUCACAAUCAGUGACAACUUUUUGGAGUCAAGCCACACAGAAAUUCUCAACCUGUUCGACAGGUUGAUUGAUCCAACUGCACUUGUCCCACUCUCAGCCCUCGCUGCUCGAGCCCGGCACAGAGAAAAAGAAAGCUCUGUGGAGCUGUUUGGGGAGACGUUUCAGAACCUCCCACGUCUAAAUUCUGGCUUCCUCAACACCUCCUGGCAAAUGUCUAGAAAUAUCCUAACCCCCAAAACACUUUCAAAGGACAUUACUACCCCUUCAUCAUCUCCCAAACCCCUAUCAGAGAUAACACCAAGCCCACUGUUCUCACCCAGAUCUCUGUGCAAAUCCCCUCAGAGUCCAUUUUUGUCCUCCAAGCCAUCAAGCCCACAUUCUCAAUCAUCAGACAACUUUCAGAACAAAGCCUCCAGCAUUACCUCCUCUAAGUCUCAAUCCAAAGAGGUGCCCUUGUCUUUACUAUCGCCAAAAUCUAAAACUAAACAGCCCUGUAGCCCCACUAGACCCCCCACUUACUUUCUCAGUGAACAUCUCAGAGAGAACGAGCAUCCUGCCUCAGCAAAAACAGAGGGAGAAACUGUGCAGAGGCAGAUGAUCACCCAAGAUGUGGAGGAGAAAGAAGUCGACUCUGACUUUUUGCCAAAUAAGGAACAGAAAAAGGGCCGAGCUCUUAGAAGAGCUAAAGAAGAGGCCAAGGCAUUUGCCGAACAGCUCCAGUCUAACGGGAAGACAGACCAUAAUUCUCACAAGGCCUUACCCACAGAGUUCCUGAAAGGGUCUAGGUCCUCAAAGAAAGAAGUGUCUGCAUUGAAGGGCACAAAGAAAAACCCAAAGAUCACAUCCAAAGGAAAAGAGAACAUUACCAAGCAGUCCAUCAAAGGGAAGACACAACAGGUCAAAUCCACACCAGUCAAAGAUCAAAGUGAACAUACCCCAGUUAAAAGUAGAGGCAAAGGAAAAGGAGCAAACAUUGAGUUAAACACAGUUAAAAAAACGAGAGGUACACCUGCAGAUCAGCAGAAGUUACCUGAUGACAGUGAAAAAGUAAAGGACAAAAAGAAAGCAAAGGAAUCUAAACUGAAGGCAAAGACAAAGCCAGGGGGAGAAGAAGGAGAGAUCAAAGUUAAAGGUGAAGCUGAUGCAGACACUAAAGAUAACACAAAAGCCAAGUCGCGGAGUAAUAAGACUGAAUCUCCACAGCAGGAUACACCUAUUGAAGUGCUGUGUAACCCAAUUUCCUCACAAAGCCCUCAGAGAACAGAAGUUUCCGUAAGAGGUGCCAGAUCCCUGCAAGGCUCUGAACCUGCUGAUACGCAUCUGCUUGUUUCUCAGAGAGACAAAGAGGAAACUCAGAGCAUGACUGAGGAAGAACCAAGGUGGGGGGAAAUACUGAGUAACGCAGCCUCUAUUCUUCCCGCUGUUGGGAUGGCAGGUGCAGCUUUGGGGGUUCUUAGUGAGGCAGUGACAAGUGUACAGGGUUUCCAGUCAGACGGUGACACAACUACCUCUACACCAUCCAAAACAUCCAGUCGAGCGAAGCAAUUCAUGAAGCAGAGUGCGAUUAUGCAGCCUUCUUUCUCCUCGACAUUGUCACGUCUGUCUUCAACAGAAUCAUCAAAUCCAUUAGAAGAAAACUCAGAGAAAGAUGCUCAAGUCAGUGUCCUAUCAGAGUCUGAGAAUGCAGUUCAGGAAGAAGAAAGUAAUGACACCACUCAGUCAGAACAGGAGGCGGCAAAAAGUGACAUGUCUGAGCAGGUCGAGGAUGAGGACAUUUCACAAACAGAGGGGGCAAACAGCGGCACAGACAUGGAAAUUUCACAGAAAGAACAUGAAGAAGAGGAGGAUGAAGAUGAGAAAAGCUCCAAGGUCUCCAGUCAAGAUGUGGGAGAAGAAACAGAUACUGAAGAUGAGGAGAAGAAGGGAGGUGGAGAAGGAGAGAGUGGAAGCGAUGUGGAAGACAAAGAGGAUGAAGAGGAGAGUGUUUCUGCAGAGGGUGAGGAAGAGCGAGAUAAUGAAUCGGAGGAGGAAGAAGAAGAGGAAGAAGAAAGCAGUGAGGAGACAGGUGAAGGAGGGAGUGACUCUGAAGCAGCGGAGGAGGAGGAAGAGGGAAGUAAAAGUGAAGAGUCCAGUGAAGAAGAGAGUAAAGAGGAAGUGGAUGAAAGUGAGGCGAGUGAGGAUGAAGAGGAUAAAAGUGAGGCGAGUGAGGAUGAAGAGGAUGAAAGUGGUGAAGAGUCGGGGAGUGCAGCUAGCAGCAAGAGCGAAGAGUCGGAAAAGGAGGAGGAGGAUAGAGAGGGAAGUGACUCUGCAGAGUCUGCAAAAAGUGAAGAAGAGGAAGACAAAGAAGAAGAGGGUGAAACUGAGGAUCAAAAAGAUGAUCAAGAUUCUACUGAAAGUGAAGAGGAUGAGGAGAAAGACUCAGACGAAGAUGAAGAAACAAAUGAGAUUGAGGGAGAGGAAGAUGAUGAUGAGAAACAGGAUGAAGCAAGUGUUGAGAAUGAGGAAGAGGAAGACAAUGAGGCUGAUCAAGAGGAGGAAGAGCAAGAUGAAAAAAGCGACAAAGAAAAUAAGGAGGAGGAAGAGGGUGAGGAAGAGGAGAUGUUAAGUGAGGGGGAAAGUGAGAAAGAUACAGAGGCAAAGGAGGAUGAGGAUGAGGGGCAAGCUGAUGAAGACACUGCAGAGGAGGAAGAAAAUGAGGGUGAGGAGGAGAAUGAUGAGGAGGAGGAUGAGACGGUAGAGGAGGAAGAAAAUGAGGGUGAGGAGGAAGGUGAGGAGGAGGAGGAUGACACGGUAGAGGAGGAAGAAAAUGAGGGUGAGGAGGAAGAGGAGGAGGAGGAGGAGGAGACGGUAGAGGAAGAAGAAAAUGAGGGUGAGGAGGAGGAAGAUGAGAUCGCAGGGGAGGAAGAAAAUGAGGGUGAGGAGGAAGAAGAUGAGAUCGCAGAGGAGGAAGAAAAUGAGGGUGAGGAGGAGGAAGAUGAGAUCGCAGAGGAGGAAGAAAAUGAGGGUGAGGAGGAGGAGGGAAAAGAGGAGGUUACAGGGGUAGAAGAAGAAGAGGGUGAGGAAGAAGUUGCAGAGGAGGAACAAGGUGAGUUGGAAGCGAGUGGAGGUGAGGAGAAAAGUAUGGAAGCUAAUGAGAAGACCGUGGUAGAGACUGAAGAGGAGGAAGGGGAUGAGGAAGAAGAGGAGGAGGUGGGUGAGGAAGAGGAGGAUGAAACAAAGAUUAAACCGAAAACAGAGACAAGACUCAAAAAUCAGAGAGAGGAGAGAACACUGGAACAAACUCAAGAAAAGAAACGUCUUGAUUCUGAGGAAAAUGAAGAUGAGGGUGAGGAGGAGAGCAAUGAAGCGGGAGAGGAGGCGGGUGAGGAGGAAGAAGAGGAAGCAGAGGACGAUACAAAAGUGGAGGAGGAAGAGGAGGAAGAAGAAGAAGGAGCGGAGGAAGAGGAGGAAGGAGAGGAGGAGGAAGAAAAAGAAGGAGCGGAGGAAGAGGAGGAGGAAGAAGAAGAAGAGGGAGAUGAAGAGGAAGAAGAGGAAAAAGUAAAAUCAACAAAAACAAAGAAAGAGGACGCACAGAAACUUCCUCCUAAAGCUGCUCCCCCAGACAGAAAAGAGAGACAGCAGAGAGAAACACCCAAACCAGCACCGAGGACGAAGCAGAAAGCUGCAGGGGAGAAGAAACCAGAUGAAUCUCAGCAGUUCUGGAACAAUGUACUGCCACAGUAUCUGGACCUGCAAUGA
This is a messenger RNA of Seriola dumerili (greater amberjack), 4881 nucleotides long. It is a transcript of the gene rpgra, whose product is annotated as retinitis pigmentosa GTPase regulator. Bases 1 to 4881 code for a protein of 1626 amino acids. Lineage: Eukaryota; Metazoa; Chordata; Actinopteri; Carangiformes; Carangidae. The transcript has 16 exons. The record is from RefSeq and is a predicted model, not a curated record.